AGCUUGACGUCGGCACAGAAAACAGGGAGCGCACGGUGGCUACUUGAACGAAAACGGGGGAAGCUGCUCCAAGAACCAGCUGAGCUAUCGAAGCGGACUCAACAUGACACAAAACAGAGGCUAAAUGCGGCUCCAAACACGGUGAUCAUCCCGUAAACUUCGACGACCACGCCCCAGGUUCGCCGCCCGGAGCUUGUUAAAAGUGCGGGCUGAAGCGCAACAGUGAACGGGGAGAGCCAGCUGGGCGGCUAGCGGGCUUGCAGCAGAGAGGAAGCAGGACUGUGGGCUUGGGUAACUGUUUUGAACCAUGAGGGAGUACAAAGUCGUGGUUCUCGGCUCGGGGGGAGUCGGCAAAUCCGCCCUCACCGUCCAGUUUGUGACCGGUUCUUUCAUCGAGAAGUACGACCCCACGAUAGAGGAUUUCUACAGGAAAGAGAUCGAAGUGGACUCAUCUCCCUCCGUCCUGGAGAUCCUGGACACGGCGGGGACCGAGCAGUUCGCUUCUAUGCGGGACUUGUACAUUAAAAACGGCCAGGGAUUCAUUUUGGUUUACAGCUUGGUCAAUCAGCAGAGCUUUCAGGACAUCAAACCCAUGCGGGAUCAGAUAAUACGCGUGAAAAGGUACGAGAGGGUGCCCAUGAUCCUGGUUGGAAACAAAGUGGACCUAGAGGGGGAGAGGGAGGUGUCGUCCGGUGAGGGGAAGGCACUGGCGGACGACUGGAAUUGCCCGUUCAUGGAAACUUCAGCCAAAAACAAGACCUCCGUAGAUGAACUGUUUGCAGAAAUAGUGCGACAGAUGAACUAUGCUUCAACACCAAAUGGCGACGAUCAGUGUUGUUCGUCUUGUGUCAUUCUUUAAGAGGAAAGGCAAACAUAAAGUCUUGGUUAAAAUUGCAAUGUGUCUUGCACCAAGUGUGUACUGUUGAGCUCUUCUAUACGUCUCACCCUGGCCUUUGAGGAAAAAUGAACACAGGAAUGCCACAGGGGGACGGGAGAGGAGGAGGAGGGGCAGCUGAAGAGGGAGGAAUCCUGCUGGCUUGUAAUAUCUGCACGAUCAGUGUCCACAAGUGAUGUCAGCGAAGCCAGUGUUUCAGCUGCAGUUUCUUCAAGCCAACUGUACUGUACUGUGCAAAUGGAUCUAAGCCGUUUUUAUGGGAAUAAUUAAGGAGAGCCACAUUUAUAGACACUCAUGGAUAUUUGUGUAUAAGAGUCAAAGAGUUUAUUUUGUUAAUGAACUGCACAAUAGGGUGAAGGAAUGAACAAACUAGUCAGCCUUACCCAGAAAAAGCAAUGCUUUGCAAACAAAAUUAGCCCUUCUCUUUCCCAAAGUCAAAAAGACACUUAACUGCUGGUUGAGUACUGACGAGUGCCACUUUUUCCUUCAUCACUUCUACAGUGUGUGAGAGGACCUUAACUGACAUGACACGAGGAUGGAUAACCUAACGGCCCUUGUGUCCAGUGCCUUUCCAAAACAAAUCAGCUGUUUCGAAUCUAGUGCCAACCUGUCACCAAAAGAACCCUUGACUUGGCAAUCCACUAACUCAAAUGUCAUCAAGCCACCAUAGGCUUUAUUGUUCUGGAAUCUGUGGUUUUCUGUAUGUUUUACAAUGGUCAGGUGCUCAUUUGCGUUGUCUGUUUAUUGUAGGAACAAAUAUCUAUAUUUUAGAUGCAGAGGUACUGGAGACCUAUUACAGCACCAAACCGCUUCACUUCCAGACCAGCCUAAAAUCAAAGGAAUUCUUUUUUUUUGUUUGAUUUUGUUUUUUUCAACCAGAAAUGUGAUGAUAAUGAUGAUGUAAUGUUGACACAAUUAACCAGAUUGUAAAGUUUUAUUUCAGAGCUGCCACUGAACCAUGGGGCUGUCUGUUUUAAAGACUAGACUUUUAAUACAAAUUGCAUUUUUAACAAAAGAAACCAGAUUCUGUGUUUUGUUUACCUUUUACUUAUUAGUAAAUAAAAUAUUUAUCAAAUCAGGUAAA
Messenger RNA from Periophthalmus magnuspinnatus, 1979 nucleotides. Its product is annotated as ras-related protein Rap-2b. Lineage: Eukaryota; Metazoa; Chordata; Actinopteri; Gobiiformes; Gobiidae. Gene Ontology annotation, cellular component: plasma membrane. Gene Ontology annotation, biological process: Rap protein signal transduction; negative regulation of cell migration. The coding region runs from base 308 to 859 and encodes 183 amino acids. Gene Ontology annotation, molecular function: GTP binding; GDP binding; GTPase activity. The record is from RefSeq and is a predicted model, not a curated record. The transcript is spliced from 2 exons.